CUGUCGUGUAAAUUGAUCCCAAACAGUAUUAUAAAACACCAGAAGUAAGCUACACAGAUCAAACGUAGUAAAAAUAUACAUUCUGUUCUAACUGGAAACGUUCAAGGGGUCGAUGUAUUAGUUCGGUUGACGCAGUAUUGUGAAACAGAAUCGUCUAUGGCGGCAAGGAAAGCUAAAAUUGAUAAACAAGUGCAAUCUAUCCUAGCAGAAUAUCGGAAAGAUGUCAAGAAACGUGGUGCAGGACUUGCUAUUGCUAAGCUUUACAUGACUAAAAAAGAUUAUGUCACAGCCAAACGGUACGUGGAAGGAUUCCUUCAGGACGAAUCUAACAAUCCAGAAGGUCAUGAACUUUUGGCCGAAAUACACGAAGCUCUGGGAGACAAGAAAAACGCUUUGAAAUCCUACAAAAUAGCAUUAGAAAGUGGUGGUUCCAGAUACAGAAGACUACUACUAAAAAUAAGUGAAUUAGUCUGUGACAUAGAGUCUGAUGUAAUCAUUCUGCAGUACUGGCUUAGUGAGUGUGAGAAAGAGUACCCGAAAAGUUGCACAGCAGUCAGACUCAAGGCACACAUACACAAUAUGUCAAGAUCAGAAAAUAGUGCAACAGCAAAAAGUCAGCUAGAUAUGCACCUCGACCUCAUCAGUUCCUACACUAGUUCCAACCAGUAUGUCUUGGCGUAUGAUGCAGCUUUCACCAUCAACAAAGAGACAAAAUUUCAAGACGACCUGCUUUGGUUUGAGCAAGUGCAGUAUGUCUUUAUGGAGUAUGGCGAGCUUUGGUCUGAGAUGAAAAAAGAUCGUAACUACAACUUACAGUACUUGUACAUCUUAAGAAACUAUGCUUACUUGUGUAUGGGGACAUCAGAUGUUGAAGACUGUGUUUUUGCCGUACAAAGUUUUGACAAACAACUAAAGAACGCAUUGGAGCUCAAAUUCAAUGACACUGUAAUGGAAUUCAAUAGUACAAGAAUCCAAGGCUCAACUAUUCUUUCUGGCUGGUGUAUUAUUGCUUAAAAAAGCACAAAAGUGUCUUCUACAUUGGGAGGCUGCUGAAAAGUUUUCUGGUGCCUGUUUCCUGGCAAGUCUAAGUUUUGACCCUAUUCUACCUGAGAGUACCGUGAUCAAGGACAGAAAGUUAUACAAAUGGUGGAGCAU
Molecule: messenger RNA, 1155 nt
Organism: Physella acuta
Lineage: Eukaryota; Metazoa; Mollusca; Gastropoda; Physidae
Product: RANBP2-like and GRIP domain-containing protein 2
Molecular function (GO): protein binding
Source: RefSeq, a predicted model, not a curated record